UAAAGUUUGCCUUAUAGCACAACAGUUUAUAAUUAUUUUUAAUAUAAUUAAGCAAUGGGUUCGUUAACAAGUCGACAAAACGCUGGUGUAGAAGAAGUUGAUAUUGUUUCAAAUCAUGCAUACAAAUAUCCUCCUCGUUCGGGAAGUUAUUUUGGUAGUCAUUUCAUAAUGGGUGGUGAACGGUUUGAUACACCUCAACCAGAAGCCUACCUUUUUGGAGAAAAUGCUGAUUUGAAUUUUUUAGGAAGUCGCCCAACACCUUUUCCAUAUCCUCCACCACAAGCUAAUGAUCCUACUAAAACGUUGAAAAGCUUAGUAAAUAUAAGAAGAGAAUCAUUAAGAUUGGUUCGUAAUGUUGAUCAAACUUCCACUUCACCUCAGUGUCAUAGUGUUAAACAUUAUGGAGAUGGUGAUAUAGACAAGAAAUCAAAUCGCUAUAAUAUUGAAUUUACAUUUGAUUGCGAUGUAAGAUGUGCAAUCACAAUAUAUUAUUUUUGCACCGAAGAAAUAACAACAAAAGGAGCUACAUACAUACCAAGGGAUCCAUCUAUGAAUUCUGAGACGUAUUAUUAUAAGAAAGGUGCCAAUCAGUUAUUCUCUCAAACGUCACAUAUGUUUGAUCCAACUGCCUACAGCAAAGAAGAUUUAUUAUACAAUGCUGACAGGGAAAUAAUUCCAAUAGCAAUCCAUUGUGUAGCAGAAGAAGGCUCAGACGAACCAAAACAAUCUCAUACAACUAUAGCAGUUGUUGAAAAACAUUCGGAUGGAACAUACGUAUUAAAAGCUCUUAAACAAAAGCUUUAUGUUGAUGGCCUUUGUUACUUGCUUCAAGAAAUAUAUGGAAUUGAAAAUAAAAACGCCGAAAAUGCAAAGCAACAAGGUAGUGAUGAAGAUACAGAUGAUAAUGGAUCAGAAUGUGUUAUUUGUAUGUGUGACGUGCGAGAUACUUUAAUAUUACCGUGUAGGCAUCUAUGCCUAUGCAAUAGCUGUGCAGAUUCUCUUCGAUAUCAAGCGAACAAUUGUCCAAUAUGUCGGGCCCCUUUCAGAGCUCUCCUUCAAAUUAAAGCUCUACAGAAAGCAACUGGAGCAAUUAUAUCAAAUCCACCAUUACCAGAGGUCAAUAUUUAUUUAUUCAUACAAGGAAGUUGUGAAAAUAUACCAGCUGGAUACGAAGCUGUAUCGUUAAUAGAAGCUUUGAAUGGUCCAUAUAUUCCAAGAACUGCUGUUCUUGCGCCAGAAUCUCCAGACACUCCUGAUACAGAUACAGCCAGUGCGAUUCAAGCAGCUGAAGCAUUAAAUAGGUCUAUAGAACGUACACCUGUAUCGAAACAUGUAUCUUCAAAAGAUGGAGAUGUAUCUGCAAGAACAAGUGGUACUACAUGCCCUACCCCGGAAUUUCGAAUGUCUGUCUUGUUAGCCAGAGAUGAACAUUCAGGAUCACAGAAAGAUUUACAUAGCCGAUCUCCAGCAAUGAGGAUGAAAAACUCCGGGCAUUUACGGGAAAAGGCAGUAUUACGAUCACGAGAUACCCUUAGACUUGUUAAUGAAAAACAACCAGUUUCUCUUUACGAGUAUUUACAGGGACAAGGACAAGAUGAAGACAGCGAGGCAGAGAAAUUAUCUCCAUUAUUAGAUGCAGCAACUAGUACAGAGGCACUUGAUACUCAUAGUCGCGGAAUAUGUGAUAUAGAUAUUGAUGACGAGAUUCAAAACACAGAAAAUGAAAAUGACGCGGAUAUUACAUGUCAUUCACAUUGAAAUAAAUAUCAUCAGAUGAUAUCUAAUUAUGUCUUCUAAAGAGAAAAAAAUAAAAU
This is a messenger RNA of Bombus impatiens (common eastern bumble bee), 1814 nucleotides long. It is a transcript of the gene Mrgn1, whose product is annotated as probable E3 ubiquitin-protein ligase MGRN1. Gene Ontology annotation, biological process: protein ubiquitination. Bases 55 to 1758 code for a protein of 567 amino acids. The transcript is spliced from 9 exons. Lineage: Eukaryota; Metazoa; Arthropoda; Insecta; Hymenoptera; Apidae. Gene Ontology annotation, molecular function: ubiquitin protein ligase activity. The record is from RefSeq and is a predicted model, not a curated record. Gene Ontology annotation, cellular component: cytoplasm.